Messenger RNA from Cylas formicarius (sweet potato weevil), 2266 nucleotides. Its product is annotated as mRNA-capping enzyme. Gene Ontology annotation, molecular function: mRNA 5'-triphosphate monophosphatase activity; ATP binding; mRNA guanylyltransferase activity. Gene Ontology annotation, biological process: dephosphorylation; 7-methylguanosine mRNA capping. Lineage: Eukaryota; Metazoa; Arthropoda; Insecta; Coleoptera; Brentidae. The record is from RefSeq and is a predicted model, not a curated record. The transcript has 9 exons. The coding region runs from base 110 to 1903 and encodes 597 amino acids.
UUUUUCUAUGGUUUUAUUGACCGACUGAUUGGCAAUAACGCAAGUAGUGUAAAUUGGUCUAAUUUGCCUAAUUUGAUAUUGGGAUUCAUCAUCCCUUGCAUAACCUAAAAUGAGUAGACCAAUAAGUAAUCCUGGUCCUCCACCGAAGCGGUGGUUGUAUUGCCCUAGAAAAAGCCACCAGCUAAUUGUAGGCAAAUUUAUGGCGCUCAAAACUCCGCUAAGUAGUAAUUUUGACGAUCAGAUACCGCCAGAAUGUAGGUUCCACCCAAAAAUGUUUUUCGACAUAUGCAAUGCCAAAAAGAUUAAGUUUGGUUUGUGGAUAGAUCUUACCAAUACUACAAGAUUUUAUAAUAAGAAAGAAAUUCAGGAUUACGGAUGUAGAUAUGUUAAGUUACAAUGUAGGGGUCACGGAGAGACUCCAUCUGUAGAGCAAACGAAAAUGUUUAUUCAGUUAGUGUCAAAUUUUAUAUCACAAAACCCUUUAAAAAGUAUAGCAGUGCACUGCACACAUGGAUUUAACCGAACUGGGUUUCUUAUAGUAUCGUACUUGGUGGAGAACAUGGAUUUCAGCCUUGAAGUUGCUCUUCAAACUUUUGCACAAGCUAGACCUGUUGGGAUAUACAAAGAUGAUUACCUGGAGGAAUUGUAUAAAAGAUAUGAUGUUUUGGAGGACAAACCACCUCCACCAAAUUUGCCUGAAUGGUGCUUUGAGAGUGAUGAUAGGAAUGAUGAAAAUGGUGAUGAUCAUGAAUCUUUAAGUACAGCAUCAACUUCAUCUUCAGAACAAAACAAUACUGGACCACCUAGAAAAAAAUUGAAACGUCACAAGGAUGCUACAACAAAAUUCAUGGAAGGCGUCCCCAAUGUAGAAUAUUUUGAUGAGCCUGAUAAGGCUUUUCAAUUGCAAAGAAAGGUUCAGAGAAUGUGUGGAUGGAAAGAUAAAGAAUUUCCAGGAUGUCAACCAGUUUCAAUGACCGUUGACAAUUUAAAAUUUUUAAAAGAAAAAUCCUAUAGAGUGUCUUGGAAAGCAGAUGGCACUAGGUAUAUGAUGCUUAUUGACGGAAAAGAUGAAGUGUACUUUUUUGAUCGUAAUAAUACUGUCUUUAAAGUAAAUGGUCUAACAUUUCUUCAUAGAAAAGACCUGAGUAAGCAUUUGAAGGAUACUUUACUUGAUGGGGAAAUGGUUAUUGAUGAAGUGGGUGAAGAAAAUAUACCCCGAUAUUUAGCUUAUGAUAUUAUACAAUUUGAAGGGCAAAAUAUUGGUAAAGAGUUCUUUUAUCCAACAAGACUUCACGUUUUGGAUGUGGAAAUUAUUAAACCAAGGUAUGCGGCUAUGGAGCGAAUGUUAAUAAACAAAUCUACAGAACCAUUUAGUAUAAGAAAGAAAGACUUCUGGCCCAUUUCCCAAACGGCCAGUUUGUUGAGUGAAAAAUUUGCCAAGUCUCUGUCCCAUAAACCCGAUGGACUUAUUUUUCAGCCUUCCAAGGAUCCCUAUAUAGCUGGUAGAUGUGACGAAGUGUUAAAAUGGAAGCCUUUGAGCAUGAAUUCAGUCGACUUCCGUCUUAAGAUAGUAACCGAGAAUGGUCCCGGCAUCAUACCAAAAAAAGUAGGCUAUCUUUAUGUGGGGCAGUUAGACCAGCCCUUUGCUAAAAUAAAAUCUAAAGACGUUAAACAUCUCGAUAACAAAAUAAUCGAAUGCAAAUACGAAAAUGAUCAGUGGGUAUUCAUGAGGGAGAGAACUGACAAAGUAUAUCCCAACAGUUACAAUACUGCCAAAGCUGUAUUUAGUAGUAUUUUAAAGCCAGUUACUAAGGAGAAACUGUUGGAAUUUAUUGAACGUGAAAGUUAUAAUGAGGACUGCGACAUAAUGCCACCACCCCCUUCGAAAAAAAUACGACGGUGAUUUUUAGGAAUAUUUUGUGAUGUUAAUUUUUUUUUUAAUUAAACCUACUUUGCGUUUAUUUAUUUAACUACUCAGUUUUGUAUGUUGCCAAUUAUAUUACCAUGAAUUAUCAAGUAAAUAAUACUUGAAAUAAUUUGUAUUGUUUUUUUAUUGACAUUUUUUUCCUUGAGCCGUUUAAACUUAUUUAAUAUAUUCUAUUUAUUUGCUUAGCUUUCAACUGAAAUUCAGAUUGUAUAUGUUAAAACUAUAAAACUAGAAUCUUUAACAAAACUGAUUUGUAUUGUUCUAUCUUUAAACAUAUUUCAAAUAAAUAAAAAUAAAAAUAUUUCAACAAAAUUUUAGAGUUACAGCUGUUUUGGAUAU